Molecule: messenger RNA, 3614 nt
Organism: Paramacrobiotus metropolitanus
Lineage: Eukaryota; Metazoa; Tardigrada; Eutardigrada; Parachela; Macrobiotidae
Product: DNA topoisomerase 2-binding protein 1-A-like
Exons: 14
Coding region: 171-3311 (1046 amino acids)
Biological process (GO): mitotic DNA replication checkpoint signaling; DNA replication initiation; mitotic G2 DNA damage checkpoint signaling
Source: RefSeq, a predicted model, not a curated record
UCCCGCUCGACUACUUUGUAGUUUUGAACACAUUUUCGUGAUUUUCCUCCUAAAUUUUCUAGUUUUAUCUUUUAUUUUGAAGUUUUUUUGCCAGAGGAUCAGGGUAAUUUUGUCUGUACCUGGCACUGUGCCGCGGUUAAGGAACCACUCCAUGGUGAUUGUACGCGGAAAUGGAAGUCGACAUUAACCCCUUCUGCGACUACCGUAACGCAGCUCCCCCAACGGACAGUGGUAGCUGCACCUCUUCCCAACAUGAUCCACUGGAAUGUCAGGAUGAAGAGGACGAAUCGAAGAAAAUCACGGAUAUGCGGAUUGUACAGCUGGAGAACCCGAGCAUCGACGACAGACGGCUCCUCGAUCAAGUUUACGAGGCUCUGCAACGUGGUAAAGUGUCGGGUGUACGCUGGAUUCGUGAGCAGGAUUUGUUGAGUGAACUGCAGAAACCCAAUACGUUGAAGGCUGUUUUUGUCCUUCCGAAGUUCGAGGGGAAUGCGUUCGAUCUGAUUCGGGGUAGAGGAUGUUGCAACAUCUACGGUCCGCGCUGUAUCUUGAGCUGUCUGGAGAACGAAUGGCCCUUACCCAUUAUGGAGGGCUGGCCGGUAGCCAAUAUGGCGCUGCGCAAGGUGGAAGUGUGCUGUUCCAACAUGGCUCCCGAAAAACGGAAUGUUGCGUACGCCAAAGUGGCGGCGAUGGGGGGAAAGGCGCGGAAGCAGUUGGUGGAUACGGUGACGCAUCUGGUGACUCCCAUUGUGGGCUCCCCGAAAUAUUUCGCGGCAUUGAGGAACGGGAAGUACGUCGUCCGUCCGGAAUGGGUGGAAGAAAUGUGGCGCUUAUCCACGACGGGUGUUGAGACUUGUAAUAAAAUGGAAAUUCUCUACAAACACCAGCUGGAUAUCUUCCAGGGUCUGGAGAUCUCCGUUUCCCAGCUGGACACGGCGCAACGUUGUCGGAUCAAACGAGCGGUAACGGAGAAUGGUGGUACUUUCACCAGCAUGCUGAACCGGAAAUCAACAAAAAUCCUCCUUUCCACUUCGAAUUUGGGUGAUAAAUGUCAGGCGGCGAGGAAAUGGAAAAUCGCCAUCGUCAACCCGAAAUGGGUCGAUGAUUCCGUUGGGAAAGGUUAUUGCUUGGAUUGGGCUAAAUACCUCGUGGAACCGACGCCGCCCGCUCCCAAAACGCCGGAGCAUGUCAAACAAGGUUCGAAUGGGCUACGCGCCACCUCCACGCCCAACCACGGAGCAAAAGGUACGCUGAACCAUUCUCUGGACAUUUCGGCGAUUCCCCAGAAAUCGGAGGACAAAUCCCGCCUGUCACCCAUCCCGGAAGGCGUGCUAAACGCUAUCAUUUUGGCGGAGGAUACCGUGCAGCCGGGUCCGGGCACGCAGGCGGUGAUGCGCCGACAGGCAUCCGACGAGGAGAAUAUGGUCGUCAAUGAGACCGCCGUCAAGCCGGCGGCCUCCGGGUCAGCUCCGUCCAAUCCUGCCACCACGGCGCCGGAAGAGAAAGGCAGCAAGCCAGCCAGCGUCCGUCUUCCUGUCGCCGGCGCUAAACCCGGCGUGCUGCCGCUGUCGAAGCGCAUUCUCAAUCUGGAACCCGAUCUGUCGCCCGUGGCGCCCAAGACCCUCAAGAGCGUCACCAAUGAGCUGCGCGAUCUCAUCUACCGCGAGAAACCCGUCAAGCCCGCGCCCCGCCUCCCCAAGGUCUUCAUCAAACCCCGCUCGAUUAAACGCCGCGGCCGGUUGGUGUGGAGUCAGGCCGAGCCGAACCCGUUUAAACAUCCUCGCCCGCGGGAUGAUGAAUCCGAUCUGGAAAGUGACGAAGGCGACGACCGACAGGAGAACAGCGAUGGGGAAAUAGACGAGGUGGCCGACGACGACGUCCAACCGGAAACCCCGGCCGCUGUCAAAACCGAACCGUCGGAACCGGUUCCGAUCGAAUCCGGGACCUCCGCGCCCGUCCCCACCAAACAGGAUCCUUCCGAGCCCACUUCCGGUAAAUCCAGCAGCUCCGGAACGGUUACUUCUGGAUCCUCCGUCACGCGGAGCUCGGCGUCGACGUCGACCAAGUCCGGGACGUCCAGCGGUGCCUUCGGUCCGUCGGGAUCGCGCUCGGCGUCCUCCGGGGCCAUUUCCGGGCCGUCCACCCGCUCCGGGACCUCUGCGUCGACCAAAUCCGGGUCGUCGGACGCCAUUUCGUCCAAAAGCGGUUCCACGCGUUCCGGGAUGAUCAAUCUGGGGGUGGCUCCCUCCCUGCUCCCCGCCGCGCAGGGUGCGACGAAUUUGCUGGUGGGGAAGCAGAAAUCUGCGGAGGAGAUGAAGGAGAAGACCGCCACCGGGUUGAUGUCGAAGUUUAAAUCGGCUGAUCAGCUGCCGAAGGUGGGCGCGGCGCCAGGAGCGCCUAACAGCCGCAGUGUGCCGGUGGUGCCGCAGCGGAAUGUCGCGGAGAAGCCGGCGAUGUUGGUGGGGAAGAAUGUGGAGAAGAAGCCCGGGACGGAGGAUUGGGAUAGUCUGGAGAUGGAUAGUGCGCUGCUGGAGGGACUCCAGGCCGCCGAGAACGUGGUGAAAUCGCCGGCCGCGAAGCCAAUGACCGUGAAUGUGCCACCACCUCCCCCGCCGGAGCCGGUGUUCUGCUUCUCCGGCCUGUCCACGGAAGCCGAGAAGCGGACGCUGAUCGCCGCGGUGAUGAAGCUCGGAGGGAAAUACAUCGAUUCCGUCCAGUAUGAGCCAGGCUGUACGCACCUCCUCAUCAAGGUCCCCACGCGCAAUGAGAAGUUUCUGGCGUACGCGGCGGCCGGUCGAUGGAUACUGCACAUGCAGUACAUUCAGGAUUCCCUCACCACCGGACACUUCCUACCGGAGGAAAUGUAUGAAUGGGGCAACAUGGAGAAAGCGGCCAGCAUCAACACCGCCAUCAAAGCCAACGAUUUGGCCGCGGCGGGAUGCCACUGGCGGCGACAUGUCAAGCGCACCGGCCAGGGCGCCUUCGCCGGCUGGAAAGUGGUCCUGGUGGCCGAGGCCGCCCGCGCCAAAGGCUACGCCCGCGUCCUGCAGGCCGGCGGCGCCGUCGUCCUAACCGACAAAGCGCCGUAUGCUCCCUUCGCCAGCACGGCCACGCAUCUCCUGCAGGAAACCAAGGGUCCGACGAUGGAUCCGGCGGAAUUGGCGCGCUACAAGGCGGCCGGCGUGUCCUGUCACGCGGCGGAUUAUUUGGCGCAUUUUCUCUGCAAUCCCAACGGGGACGUCGCCAAAGGGACCAAAAGUCGCCCGGCUCCGCAGGACGAGGCGCCCAGUGCCAAACGGAUGCGCCGCUGAUGUUAACGAUUGUUGUACUCCGUCCGCUCAGUUUUUGUAGCGUUUUUUUCUGUCCAUUUGUGUAUGCCAUGUCUUUUUUGGUCCUUUCAAGUUUUGUAGUUUUCUCGUGGCUUUUCUUUAUUCCUGUCAACCGUUGUGAGCCCUUUUGCUGGUAGUUUUUUUGGGGGAAUUAUAAUAUUACUUUUUGGAUGGUUUUCCUCAUCUUAUAUGAACUCCUGUGUAAUAUAUUACAGUAUGCAAAAUAUAUUGGCUAAAUUUGUUGUAUUUUGUUUUUAUGUCCAAUUUAAUAAAAAACUUAUUUGA